This is a messenger RNA of Lepisosteus oculatus (spotted gar), 2790 nucleotides long. RefSeq names its product caveolae associated protein 4a (gene cavin4a). Lineage: Eukaryota; Metazoa; Chordata; Actinopteri; Semionotiformes; Lepisosteidae. Gene Ontology annotation, cellular component: caveola; cytoplasm. Gene Ontology annotation, biological process: regulation of gene expression. The record is from RefSeq and is a predicted model, not a curated record.
AGGGUGUCUCUCUCUCUCGAUCUUUGCACUGUGUGUGUGACUGUCUGAUCCUAAAUGUCUGAGCAGCCCACCAGAGGGUAGUUGGAGUUUCUACGUUCUUCUGCUCCAGACCUGGGUACGGGUGACAGACUCUCUGCCGUCGCCUCUCCUGCUGCUGCGGCUUCAUGUUCCAGGAUUCAGCCCCCUGAGAUACAAUCAAGUUUUGGGAUCCUUGAAACACAGGCAGUAGGUCUGUAAGAUUUUGGAGUAGAGUACUGCUUUUUUGUUCAGAUAAUGGAUCAGCAGCAAUUCCAGGCAGUCGCAGCAGACAAGCUGGAGGUGACAGGCACCGGGGAGGAUGAGGCAGGUGCCCCUAUCAGCACCCUGACCAUCCUCUCCCUCCUGGAGCGUGUGGCGGGCAUCAUCGACAACGUGCAGGCUUGCCAGCAGCGCAUGGAGGAGCGGCAGCUGGAGCUGGAGAACAACAUCAAAACCAUCCAGAUCGAUGUACUCAAGCUGGCGAAGGACCACUCCAUCACUGGUAACACGGUGGAGAAGCUGCUGGAGAAGACCCGCAAGGUCAGCUCCAACGUGAAGGACGUGCGCCAGCGUGUGGAGAAGCAAAACAUUCGCGUUAAGAAGGUAGAAGCCACCCAGGAGGAGCUGCUGAUGAGGAACAAGUUCCGAGUUGUCAUCUACCAGGGUGAAACCGAGAUCCCUUCAGUGGCUGUUACAAAAACUCCUAAAGGAGCUCCAGGGGUGAGCACGGUCGAGCCAGAUACCUACGACGCCCCUGCGGAUCUGUCCUCUGACGAGGAGUACAUGGUGGUGGAGGAGGCCGACUCCUCCACCGCUGCCCGCCUCAAGAAGUCAGGGAUGAGGCGCAUCGAGAGUAUCAAGAAGGCCUUCACAAAGGAGAACAUGACCAAGACCAAGCAGAACCUGGGUACGAAGGUCAACCAGAUCAGCACCCGGAUCGUGACGCCAGAGCGCAGGGAGAAGAUCCGCCAGUCCGGGGAGAGGAUAAAGCAUUCUGGGGAGCGCCUGAAGGAAAGCAUCAGCAAAGCUGCUCCAACCAAGGAGUCGUUCAAGUUUUCUAUCAAGAAGGACAAGGAGAGGACAGUAGCAGAGGGCCAGGAGGGAACCCAGGGGGCUCACGCAGAACAAGCAGCAGAGGAGUCCGGAGCUUCUGCACCACCACCCAAAGCCAGCAGGAAACCCAACCCUGACGUCACCUACACCGAGGUGGUGACGGAGGUGAAGCAGGAGACCAGUGUCACAGAGCUGGCAGCACCCCAGAGGGAAGACGGCAAACUUCCUUACACUGAAACGAUCGUGAUAGCAGCAGAAGAAGGCAAGGGAGAGCAAGCAGAGGGAGUGGUGAAUGAUAUAAAGCAAUCCUCCCAGGCAGUCUAGUGCAUCCCGUGAGAGGGAAAAAAAAAAACGAGUGUUGUACCAUUUGAGAGAAAUUCAGUUUUGCAAAUCUACUAUUACAUCCUUUUCCUCUUUUUUAUGCGUAUGGAACUUUCAUGGGAGCUGUGUCAAUAGAAGUUUUUAUUCGUUUUUUGGUUGCAAAUUGGAGACCAGAGUAGAGUCAGCAGUAAAAGGUUUCUAGUUACAGGCCUGUUAGCAACAUGUCCAAAUUAUAGUAUCAAUACAAAAACACUCCUCAUUUCCCCAAUAUAUAUUGUAGUGUACGUUAUUGGGAACAACAGUGUUUUUGAAUGACGAGGAAGAUUUUUGUUGUUGCUGUUAUAACAGUAUAGUUGUUUUUUACAUUGCAGAUUGUCUGGUACCUCAAAACCAUAAAAUACAGAAUAGUGAAAGAAAACUUUGUUAAAGAAAUAAAAUGGGAUGUUGUUGGAAGUUUCUGAGAUUGAGAUGGAAGUUUCUGGGGGUUUUUGGUAAAGUACCAAAGAAAUCAAACAUGACCAUUGGUAGCUGAAGUCUGUGUAAAACUUUUGGUAUUCUAGGAUGUUUUAGCAAUGGUAAAUUCAAAGAAGUAUUAUCAUCCAUCAUUGACAGAUUGGUUAAACAGGUUUUGCAUGGCACAGCAGAGUUCUACAAUAUGUCUUGUUUGGGAAAAAUGGAAGUAAAGUUUGGUGACAUGAAUACAUUUUAAAAGGAGUUUGACAAAUGGCAGGUUUUUAUGUAAGUUUUAUUUUAUGUUUAAAAAGUCUAGCCUCAGAAUUAAUUGGUAUACGAAUUGACCACUCUUACAAAAUUGGGCACGGUAGACAUAACCUUUAAAAGAACUCAAUCAGCUGGUCUCUGAGGAGUAUCUUAAAAAUGAUGUUGAUGAAUACAAGAUGUAAAAUACAAAAUUUAGAUUAGGUUUUGUUAACUUACAUUUUUCAAAAGGAAAGCAAUAUAUAAGGCCCUUGUCUGCAUGUGUAAGAAGCUAAAUAGUAAAUCUACUCUUAAUAACACAGAUUAUGGAAAUUUUUGUAAGGUAAAUAUACUGUAAUCCACUCAUUUUCUCAACUUACUGUGUGUUCAAUUUAUUGUUUUGUAUUUUCAUGUACUUUUUGUCUGUCCUAAAAUUGUUGUGGAAAUUCUGGGCAAUUAUGAAGCAUUAGAAGUCAAAGUUUCAGAAAAUAUACCAGUAGUGCUUUUUAUUGUUAGAAAUCAUUUUGCUAUAAACUAGUACCUGCUUACUACAAUACAGAGUGAUGUUAUGCAUGACUUAGUUAUAUUUAGCUCAAAUACUGUAUAUUGUCCCCUAAUUGUAAAUUAUAACAAAUGUCCUUGGAAAAUGAAUUGUAAAUCACUUUGCAAUUAAAGUUUAUUUCCCAGUGAUUUUCUCGAUGA